Eupeodes corollae is the source of this 1722-nucleotide messenger RNA. RefSeq names its product UDP-glycosyltransferase UGT5-like. The record is from RefSeq and is a predicted model, not a curated record. The transcript is spliced from 3 exons. Lineage: Eukaryota; Metazoa; Arthropoda; Insecta; Diptera; Syrphidae. Gene Ontology annotation, molecular function: UDP-glycosyltransferase activity. Bases 78 to 1628 code for a protein of 516 amino acids.
UCUUCAGUAUCAAAAAAAACCUACGGGUGAACCUUCAGUGUUCUUUUUGUUGGUUUUAUUAUUUCCUUACCACAAGUAUGUCGUGUGGAAUAAAAAUAGUGCUUGCGUGUUUCGUAUUAGCUACGCUAAUAUCGUCAAACGAAUCAGCCCGAAUUCUCGGCUUCUUCCCAACACCCUCAAAGAGCCAUUUGAUCAUUCAUAGUUCAGUUGCAAAGGCCUUGGCCGAACAAGGACACGAUGUCACAGUCGUUUCAACACACAAAUGUACCCACAAAAAUCCACCUUACCGAUAUUUUCAAAUCGAUGUUCCUGGAUUCUCACAAAAGGAAUUUUCCAAUUUCAUCACCAAUCCUCCUCCAAUCCACAAACGAUUCUUCGUUCUAAAUGAUAUUUUGAAUCAUUAUGCCAACACGAGUUUGCAUCAACCUCAGAUGCAGAAACUUAUGGCUGAAGAAUCCUUCGACUUGGUUAUCCUGGGAUAUUUCUUCAAUGAAUUCUUGUUGGGUGUGCCGGCUCAUUUCAAAUGUCCAGUGAUACUGUCAUUUAUGAUUCGAACAGUGACACAAUUGAAUCAAUUGGUUGGCAAUCCUGAAGAAGUUGCUUAUGUUCCAAGUGUUGUUGCUCAGGGCAAACAACCCUUUGGAUUCUUUGACAGAGUGAAAAAUUUCCUGAUUGUGAAUAUAGUUGAGAAGUUGAUAAUGGAGAAUUUACAAAUGUGGUACCAGGCUGAUUUAUACAAUCAAAAUUUCCCAGCCGAUAAGUAUCCAUCUUUCAAGGAUAUGUUGAAGAAUGUCUCCCUUGUUAUGAGCAACCAUUACUUCAUCCAGGGUCCAAUCCGUCCACAUGUUCCAGCUGUUAUCGAAAUUGGUGGAAUUCAGAUCAAAAGCAAACCAGAUCCUUUGCCAGAGGACCUCAAGUCAAUUUUGGACAAUGCCACCGAACACGGAGUCGUAUACUUCAGUCUGGGAUCGAACGUUCAAGGCAGCACCUUGGAACCGGCUAAAUUACAGGCCAUCUUCAAUGCCCUUGCCAAACUCCCACAAAAAGUUCUCUGGAAAUGGGGUGAUUCCGAAGUGCCUGGACACUCUCCAAACAUCAUCUUCAAGAACUGGCUGCCCCAAGACGAUAUCCUUCCCCAUCCCAAUGUAAGGCUUUUCAUAACCCACGGUGGUCAGGGUAGUGUUGUUGAGUCAACAUUCCAUGGAGUGCCUAUGGUUGGUAUCCCUAUAUUCGGUGAUCAAAUUAUGAACAUGGACGGUGUUGUCAAGCAAGGAUUCGGCUUGGCCGUCGAUUAUAAGACAUUUACUGAAGAGGAUUUAAGUAGUCUCAUCGAUCAAGUCCUGAAUGAUCGGAAGUACAAGGAAAAUAUACAGAAAUUCGCAACACUCUACAAAGAUCGACCAUUGAAUGCCCAGGAAACAGCAGUCUUCUGGGCCGAGUAUGUCCUUAGACAUCAUGGUGCCCCACAUAUGCAAAGUCCUGCGGUACAUUUGAAUGCAUUCCAAUUGCAUUCCAUCGAUGUUAUUGGAUUUUUAUUGGCUUGCCUCUACAUUGUGUUCAGAAUUAACAAAUUCAUCUUUUUGUUCGUGAAAUCAAAGAUUUGGAAGGUAAAGAGUAAAAAGGAAUAAAUAGUCCUGUGAGGCUGAACUUUUCUUUAAAUAUCCUUUUUUUUAUUUUUAACCAACAAAAAUGUUACUAAAAUAAAUGAAAUAUCCCACUUGA